Molecule: messenger RNA, 1186 nt
Organism: Erigeron canadensis
Lineage: Eukaryota; Viridiplantae; Streptophyta; Magnoliopsida; Asterales; Asteraceae
Product: coatomer subunit beta'-3-like
Exons: 9
Coding region: 16-933 (305 amino acids)
Biological process (GO): intra-Golgi vesicle-mediated transport; retrograde vesicle-mediated transport, Golgi to endoplasmic reticulum; endoplasmic reticulum to Golgi vesicle-mediated transport
Cellular component (GO): COPI vesicle coat
Molecular function (GO): protein binding
Source: RefSeq, a predicted model, not a curated record
AGAAAGAAAAAAAAAAUGACUUUCACCAUUGAGAUCAAGAAAACAUUUGAAGAAAGAUCCGAAAGAGUAAAAUCAAUCGACUUGCAUCCUACCCAACCAUGGGCCUUGUUAGGUUUAUAUUCGGGUAAAGUUUCUAUCUGGAAUUAUAACUCUCAAACAACAGAGAAGUCUUUUGAAGUCGCUAAGUCUCCUGUACGAACUGCAAAAUUUAUAGCACACAAGGAAUGGAUAAUCGCGGGGGCUGAUGACGGUUUGAUACGUGUAUACAACUAUAACACAAUGGAUAGCGUUGUAGAAUUUGAGGCACAUUCGGAUUUCCUUAGGUCCUUGGCUGUGCAUCCGUCUCUUCCAUACGUACUUUCUGCAUCCGACGACAAACUUAUAAAGCUAUGGGAUUGGGAGAACGGAUGGAAAUGCACAAAAACAUUUCAAGGACAUGAACAUUAUGUCAUGAAAGUUGCAUUUAAUCCCAAAGACACCAACCUAUUUGCAAGUGUAUCACUUGAUUGUACCCUCAAGUAUUGGAACCUUGGUGCUGUGGAUCCAAGUUUGUCAAUUGAAGCUCAUUCCAAAGGAGUGAAUUGGGUGGAAUUUUUUGAGAAUGAUGAAAAAUUGUAUUUUGUCACAGGAUCUGACGAUUACACAAGCAAGGUUUGGGACUACGAAACUGCAGCUAGUGUUCAAACACUUGAAGGCCACACAAAUAAUGUUACAUCCAUUCAAUAUGUUCACUCUGACACAAGUUAUAUCAUUACUGGAUCUGAAGACAAAACUGUUAGUAUUUGGAAUGCGGAAACUUACAAAGUAGACCAUGUGUUUACCUCUGAACUUGGUCGCGUUUGGACUAUCGGAUUUAUAAAAGACUCGUCACGGGUUCUACUUGGUUGUGAUGAAGGAAUAAUCAUGUGUGAAGUCAUCUCUACUCGUUCUUAAGCAAAUCAUGAUCGAAUCCUUUUAUGUAUGGUGAUAUGUUACUCACGAUCUCGUCCUUGCAUUACGCCUUGUUCUUUAUGUUGUUUAUUAGAAUGUCGUUUCAAAUCGUUGAUCAAUAUGUAUUAUGUGUCCUAUACUCCUAUUCUGUUCUAUGUAUGUCUUACUGUCUUAGAAUAUAUUGUACCUGUAUGACUUUUUAAGUUAUGCACUUUGUAUCCUACAUAUAAUAAAAGAUAAGAAAGUUAAUACGUUA